AUCAGCGCGAACACCUGUUCCAGUCCGAACUCUGAAGUCGAAACUGGUGGUCAUCAGUGGAAAGUCCGUGGAGCCAGAAGAUCGGAGGCCCCCGACGGAAGAAGGUGCGGCCGAUCCUGGGCGUUUCUCUUCGGCCGACAAAACUCCGACAGUUCAAACCGCUCGACCGGGCCGGGCCCGUUUAUGCGCCGGAGGCGGCUCGCCUCGCCACCCCCGGCCCCUCGUCUGCGCCACUAGCACGGCCCUCCGCCUCCGCCUGCCAUGGCUGAGGAGCUCCUCGUCGUCCUCAACAAAAAGGAUCCGACCUGCGGCCUCGGGUUCUCGCUCCUCGGCACCCCCGGCCUACCGCCCAUCAUCUACGACAUCGUCGAGAACUCGCCCGCAGCCGAAAGCGGCAACGUCGAAGCUGGAGAUGUCAUAUUAAAAGUGAACGAAACCGAUGUCAAUAGGUUGAACACAAAAGAAGUUCUAAAAUGUCUACGCCUUUGCGAAAACCCUGUAUCUCUCAGAUUAAAAAGAGACCCAGUAAUGAAGGCGAGGAUGAGGCACUACCUUUCGACCCCGGUCCAGUGCCGGGGGGAGAUAAACCUGCCAGAGUUGAUAUCCGACUGCGGCAGCACCCUCGAUGAGUGUGCCGGUGGAGUCGAGCCACCACCGCCGGUGCACCCGCCGCCCCUUGAAGACGUGACGCGAACAAACGGCGACUCGCUGUCUGAACCUAAGCACGACCACCAGCAGCCCAAGUUCGAGGCGUUCGUCAUGACCGGUGAUCGAGUCCUUAAGAUUUGCAGGACCCAGCAAGGUUCUGUACUUCCUAAGCAACAGAGGAAAGUGGACUCGCUUAGGAAUAACAUCCACCCUUACAAUAACCACCAGAGGCACGCUUCUGUCCCGACAAGCCCUGUAGAGGCCGAACGACACACGAACAAGGUCGGCUCAGCGAGCACCUCGCCGACUCCACCGGCCUCUGGCCCCACAUCGGCGGCCGUCACUUCCACUACUGCUUCUUACGUUGUCAGAACUUCCAAAUCUGAGGAUCACCUACAGUCCAACAAGGACUCUAUGUCUGCUGUCGCGAUAGACAUAGACGAUGACGUCACCUCCUCUCUCAACACGCUCUUAGACACUAGGCAAGACAGUGAAAAUGAGGACCAAAGGAUAGUAUGGACAUACAAUGCACCCUCGUCAUCAAAUUCUAGCUCAAGAACGACGACGUCUUCCAAUAAUGUAUCACCACACCGAUCCGGCUCGCCGGCAUCCCCCACAUCGGUUUCAAGUUCCGUUAUGUCCUCUUCCUCUUCUUCGUCAGGAUGUUCUGAUAAGAAGUUGAACGCUGAUGAUCGAAAGCCCGAUUCACUCCCAGCCAUUCCUCAAGGUGAUCUUUCCCAAUCUGAGGCAAUCUCCAACAUUAGUUCUCCUGAUUUUAUAGAGGAAGAUUCUGAAAUUAUCGCUCGGGACUUUGUCAUGGAAGUGAGCGAUCCUAGUGACUCCGACUCGACUUUGCUUGUAAGUGAGACUACCAAAGGCAGCCGGCAACACAGAAUAGUUAUUCAGGUGAAAGGCCCUGAAAAAGGUUGCACUAAUAAUAAUAACAACAACAAUAACAACAGUAGAUCCAACAGCCCAAGGCAACGUAGACUCAGUACCGGAAGCAACAAAGGAAACAAUGUUGACCAUUACCAGAACAUGGAUCAUAAUAUUUAUGAGGACCUAGAUGAAGAAAGCUUGUUGCAGCUUACAGAAGGUGCUGCCAACCUUGCAAAAUCAGUGUCGCCACCUCCUUCCCAAAACCAGGAAGAGGAUUCUGAUGUUGACUCUCUCCACUCCUAUCACUACAGCCCAAAGGGCGUUGACAUCCCAAGUGCUGUUAGGCUUGCAAAACGUCUCUUCACCCUUGACGGUUUUAAGAAAUCAGACGUAUCAAGGCAUCUGAGUAAAAACAACGAAUUCAGUCGAGCCGUAGCUGAAGAGUACCUGAAAUAUUUCACUUUCAUGGGAGAUUCUCUCGAUGCAGCUCUCAGGAAGUUCCUCACUCAAUUCUGCCUUACCGGUGAGACGCAGGAGCGUGAAAGAGUACUGGUACAUUUUAGUAAAAGAUAUUUAGACUGCAAUCCUGGCAUAUUUACUUCUCAAGAUGCGGUACACACAUUGACAUGUGCGAUAAUGUUGCUCAAUACUGACCUACACGGACAGACGAUAGGGAGGAAAAUGACUUGUAACGAAUUCAUUGACAAUCUAUCCGAACUAAAUGACGGUGAGAAUUUCCCGAGGGACAUUCUUAAAAACUUAUAUCAGUCAAUUAAAAAUUAUCCACUCGAAUGGGCAUUAGAUGAAGAGACAGAUGACCAAGGAUCCUCUAAAAUUAGUUCAGAUAGAGACGGCGUGACUGGUGCACAAACGAGUAAAGGGCUUUUUGACGUGCCUUCAACAACACCAGCUAUCGAGUACAAAAAGGGCUACGUGAUGAGGAAAUGCUGUGUGGAGCCCAAUGGCAAAAAGACACCUUUGGGGAAAAGAGGGUGGAAAAUGUAUUACUGCACUCUUAGAGAUCUUGUACUCUAUCUGCAUAAAGACGAACACGGAUUCAGGAGGACGCAGCUGAGCGACAAUCUUCACAAUGCUGUGCGCAUCCAUCAUGCACUCGCUACGAAAGCGACCGACUACACGAAGAAGCUCCACGUAUUCAGGUUGGAGACUGCAGACCAGGCUGUUUACUUAUUCCAAACGAGUGAUUCGAAAGAGCUGCAGUCUUGGAUAGACACGAUCAACUUUGUUUGCGCGAGUUUCUCAGGACAACCUCUCCCUGGGGCUGUCGGCUCUCAGAAAAAAUUCCAAAGGCCACUUCUUCCGUCUUCGCACACAAAACUGAAUUUUAGAGAUCAAUUAAGAGAUCAUGAAACUAUGGUUCAGAAGCUAGAAUCGGAGCUGGAAAGUCAUAGGAAACAUCCUCCGGAAAGAGGCGCCAAGCAACUUGUACAUUACAACUUUAGAGAAAAAGACAACUACCUUCAAUAUGAAUUGAAACGGUACAAGUUGUACGUGUCGUUGCUGAGAUCUCGAAUGACUCAGUUGCCCGAUAUGAGCGAGGGUUCUCUCAUCGAAAGCAUAGGCGAGGCGGCCGAGGAGGGCGGCUGUGGCGAGGACAGGCGAGGGAGCCCGGCUAGCAACAGAAGUUGCUGCUGCCCUUCUUAUAGUCUUCAUAACUUCAAAGUCCCAGCGAAUUACCAAGCGCUGCCUUCACUAGAGACGUCGGAGCCCUCUUUCUAGUUGAGAGAAGCACACCAAUUUAGUUUCUCUUGUUUCCAAAGCUAGUCCCCGACGAGCUUAUGUGAGUGUUGAUGUCAAUGAACGUUUUGUUUUGCUUUGAACGUUGUCUUUUUCUGACUUCAGCAUCAUGCUUGUCUUUUUUUAAUUUUUUUAUUAUUUUUUUUUAACUCGACUCCAGCUUAACUGCAAGAGAUCACAUCGGCUUCAUCCUCUUUAGAUCAAUGUUUCAUAACUAUGCUUGGUUUUUCCCUUGCAUUUUAACAGACUUUCAAACCAUUUCUCUGUGAUAGUAAAAUAAGUUGAACAAACUUUUAUUUUAUUUUGAACUUUUUUUCUAAGCUCUCUGGGGUUAAAUAUUUCAGUGUUGUAAAAAUAAAUGAAAUUAUAGGCACCAGCACUAUGAAUUAAAAAAAAAAAAAAAAUUAAUUUAGAUAAUAUUUUCCCUACAUUCCUUGCAUAAAUUGAUCAGUAUUAAGAUAAGAUCUUCCAACUUUAGACCAACCUGACCUGAAUUUUAACAAACCCUUUUUGUUGAAUUUUUUUGUGUGCAUCAUGUGUUUUAUGUGUUUAUUUUGCCUACAUUUUCCCUCUAAUGCCAACUCUUUAUAUUUUUGUUUUUACUUUUGAACUUAUAGAACACUUUCAACUUAAAAUGUAUGUAUUAAGUAUGUUAUACUUAAGGUUUGAAAUGUUUUGCCUACUUCCCAUUUGAUUUAAUCCAAAGAAAUCUACAAACAGAACUUUAUUUUUUAUCAUUUGCGCGGAAUUUUUCUUAUAACAUGUUUGGACUUUUUGAAUAUUUUGUUGUUUUACAUCACUAAUUUAAAAAAAAAUCCAGUAAUUUUUUUUCUACUUAAAUAGUCGUAAAGCUACAUUGGACACCAAUGUAAUCAUAAAAAUGAUGAUUAGUCAGAUAUUAAAAAUAAAAAUCCGACCAUGAAACUCAGGGCUUCUCUUUCAGUUCAAUUGAAAAAUAAAUAUGUAAAAAAAUACUAACACACUACCCAUAUUUUUAAAUAGUCGUUAACAAAUAAUCAGUAAAACUAGGACUGAACAUAGGGGGAAAAAAUUAAUUUAUGAUCAUCUGUCGGUCAUCUUGCUCUUGUAGAAUGUCCUCGGAUUUAUCCCUUCAAUUUUAUUUAUGAUAAUAAGUCUUCCAAACACAGGAGGAAAUCUCAGAAAAAUUGCAAGAUGAUUAGCGAUGAUUAAACUGGUGGCAAUAGUUGUAAUAUUUUACAAGAUUGACCUGCAUUCAAAAUAAUGAUUAUUAGGAUCAAAAUGAGGUCAUUGACAGGAAAACACUACUUUUAUGCCGUACUUUAGUUGAUUAUUUCCCUGUUGAUGUUGAAGUGUAUCUAUAGCUGGCCAUAAAACGUGUUUUGUUCCUGUUGCUGUCCUCACCUUGAUCCUCAUAAUCAUUAUUGGUGACAAUAAUUUUAUUGGUACUCAGACUGACCCUAAAUUUACUAACUACUUCUUAAAAUGUAAAGAUAUUUUAAUUUGAACAAGUGAUAUAGCAAUAAUUGUGUCCAAAUAACUUCAGCAACAUAUUAUUAUUAUUAUUAUUUUUAAACUAACAAUAAUUGGUUUACAUUUAAUUUUCACAUUCUUUUGAUGUUGGCAUUAGAAUUUUUCCAUUAUUAUUUCUAAAUUUGUGUGUUUGAAGCAUGCCUUUAACACUAUUGUUGUAUUAUGUGUUUGUUUUUUCAGUAUGCUUUUUAUAUUAAUUUGUGUUUUUUGUUUUUCUCUUUUUGUUCUUCCUAUCCGGCCGUUUAGGGUGCAAAAACAAGGUGCGAAUAGUGCUGGUUAAAGUUAAAAAAAAUUAAAAGUAUCUCUUAAAAAAUCCUGGAGUUAAUUUAAAAAAAAAAUUAAGGCUGAAAAAUACCACUAAUAAGAGAAAAUUUCAAAACUUUUACUGUCGGUUUUAACAAUUUGUAAAACAGAUGGUAUAUUGGAGAUCACUGUUGGAAUAUGUGCCAUUUUUGUUACCGAAUCAUGUCAAUUAGUUCCAGUUUUAACUGUGCAAGGAAAAAAAAAAUACUCAGAGAAUUCAUAGAAUUUAAGAUUAACUAUUUUAAUUUUAAGUCACAAUGGAUAACGAUACUUCACUCUGGGUUUAAAGUUAAGAUGGUGUUUUGUUUUUUAUUUCUAAUGUAUAACAAUCUUAAAUGAGCGUACUUUUAUUUGAACUUCACUCAAAAAGUUACCGUCAAAAAUCAUUGAAUCAGUUUCACUUUUUGAACUUGAAAAAAAAAAUCGCAAGAGAAAACAUUUUACCAUGCAUUUAAGAUUGAAAAUUGUAUGUAAAAUAUAGUUUAAACAAUAAAUAAUGAAUAUGUAUAUUUAAAACGAAGGCUGUUAUAUUUUACUAGUGUUUCAUUGUCCAUAAGGCAAUAAAAAAAAGUAUUUAAAUCAACAUGUAACUCACAGUUCAAUUAAGGAACUAGCAUUUAAAUUAUUACAUAUAAAAAAACCAAAUGAUUCAUUUGAAAAAAAAGCCUUAAUAAAUACUGUAAAUAACGAAUGGAAUGAAAAUAGUUUAUUAUAGUAAACUAAACAGUUAUUGCAUAUUUGGCAGUAUUUGUAUAUAGAAAUAUAAAAAGAACAAUGCUUUAUCGUUUUGAGAUCUGAGAAUGUAAUUAUUUAAGUACAUAGACGAUUAAUAUUAAGAUGUUUUUAGCCCACCUGUACCUAAAAAUAUUUUAAAAAAUGUCAGCCUAACUUUAAACAUAGCAUGAGUUUAAAGUAAAAACUCAUUAAGUACUUAAAAGAAGAUUAAUUUAUUGUAAAGUUUAAAAAGUGUACACAUUUGUCUAUAGAUGUAUUAAUUGUAUAUUGUAAAACUCUUUAGAAUUUCUCAGAAUCAUGAGUUAAAAGACUAAAAACAAGAGGGGAUUCGAGACUUAAAAAGGUUGAAAGUUAAAAAGCCUGUUGUAAAAGGGAAAAGUUUUCUUUAAAAAAAAAAAAUUCAUAUAGGAAUCUCUUGAUCGUGCCAACAUUAGGGACUGUUUUAAGACUUUAUAAAAUUACCUUUGAUUUCUUUGAAUAAUUAUAAAUGAUUUUAUAUUCGUGAACAAGAAUUGUACAACUCAUGGCUUUGAUUCUUUAUUUUUCAUUUUUUUUUUUUUUUUUGGACAAAUUUAGAUUUUCAAAA
Molecule: messenger RNA, 6421 nt
Organism: Cimex lectularius (bed bug)
Lineage: Eukaryota; Metazoa; Arthropoda; Insecta; Hemiptera; Cimicidae
Gene: Efa6
Product: exchange factor for Arf-6
Exons: 17
Coding region: 262-3267 (1001 amino acids)
Biological process (GO): regulation of ARF protein signal transduction
Molecular function (GO): guanyl-nucleotide exchange factor activity; phospholipid binding; protein binding
Source: RefSeq, a predicted model, not a curated record